Pieris rapae (cabbage white) is the source of this 3064-nucleotide messenger RNA. RefSeq lists its product as uncharacterized. Gene Ontology annotation, cellular component: mating projection tip; actin cortical patch; medial cortex. Gene Ontology annotation, molecular function: lipid binding; protein binding. Lineage: Eukaryota; Metazoa; Arthropoda; Insecta; Lepidoptera; Pieridae. The coding region runs from base 277 to 1692 and encodes 471 amino acids. The record is from RefSeq and is a predicted model, not a curated record. The transcript is spliced from 4 exons. Gene Ontology annotation, biological process: actin cortical patch localization; endocytosis; plasma membrane tubulation.
UGAAAAUCAAGAAACUAGUAGUAGGUAGACACUAGACAGAAGACACUAUAGCUAUUUUCAAUUUCGAUACACAGUAGUUUCUCAACCUCUAGAUUAUCCAUUUUUGAUAUUUAAUGUUUUAAAAGUAUAAAAUCGGCAGGUAUGUAGAUGCCUUUAUAAUCAUUAAGUCAAAGGAUUGUAAUGAGUAAACAGUGAAGUUACAAAGAAUUGUAAACGGAAGUUUGUUGUUAUUUCUAUCUUUAUUGCGUUGCAAAAUUACGCUGACGUCUGAUCUUUAUGAUGGAUUUAUUCAACAAAGGAAUGAAAGGUCCAUCAAGGCCAGCGCCUGUGCCUCCAGGUGCAAUUGUCCAUAGAUACUCCCCAGUUACAAAUUUGAAUGAUGAUCCCUUUGGCUCAGAAGUAUUUGAACCACAACCAAUGUACUUGCAGAAGAAAAAACCACCUCCUCGGCCACCUCCACCAAAAAUUAAUAAGCAACCGGAAGUACCAGCCAAACCAAUACACUUUAUGCGUAGACCUACUGUACUUACAUCAUUAUUAAAUCGCAAAAACAAAAAUGUAGUUAAUCAAUCAACUGCAAAUCCAUCAUCUACUUCAACAACAAACUUUACCGACUUCUGUGAAGUAGAUAAUAAUAAGAUGUUUUCUAGAUGUGAGCGUACAAAUAUACAAACAGCUGCACUUAUAGAUUUAUCGUCUCCCCCAAGUUCUCCAACUUUUACAACAAGAUCUAGCAGUGAUGGAAUCAGUGUUGAUAGCUUUGGAUCUGAUGCAACUACCUCUACAAGCAAUAGGAAUGCAAUAAGUGGGGGUAAUGCUUCUCAGGCUGAAAGCGGUUUUGAAGAUGACUUUGAUCUCUUCCUUACAACGAGAAAGCAAAUAAGCAAAGAAGACACAAUGGAUGAUUUUUCAACAAUAGAUCCUUUUUCACCACAACCAGUAAAUAAACCACCAAUAAUGAAAAAACCCCUUUUAAACAAAGAUUUAUUUGAGGUAUGCAAUCAGGUUACUGCUCCUUCUAAAGGACCAACGAUAAUCCGAGCAAAACCAGCUCGACCAAAACCACCAGAUAACUCGGCUAUAUUAAAAAGCUCCUUCGGUAGCAGUUUUCAAAUAGCAACUAUGAAUAUUAAUACAACUACACCAAUACAAAGGGUCACCAAUGGCUUUGAAGAUAAUGACGAGAAAUUGCUCUGGGACUGCGAUUCACCAGAGCGAGAGAAAACUCCUCCAAUGCCGACAAUCCCGCCACCACCGCCUCCAGUCAUCGACGAUGACCUGCCGGUGGUCUGGCCUGAUGAUCUGCCCGACACAGAUCAGAAUAGCGAGCCGUAUGCAGUAGCAUUAUUCGAUUAUUUCACAGGUCACUCGGAAGACUUAUAUUUUUCGGCUGGAACGAAAAUAAUACUAGUCCGGCGUGUGAAUGAGGAAUGGCUGCAUGGUAAACUAGAAACAGGAGCUGAAGGUCUCUUCCCAUCAAAUUACGUAGAAAUCAAAGUGCCUUUAAAUGAUAGCAGUAUAUUGGGUACGGCUGUAGCGUUAUACGAUUUCGCGCCAGUCCAAAAUGGCGAUUUACAGUUUAAUACAGGCGAUAAUAUUACUGUUCUGUCGAAAAUUAGUGAUGAAUGGUAUUUUGGUGAGUGCAAUGGGAUUAAAGGCCAGUUCCCAGUCAACUAUGUGCAAAUUAGUUAGUGAUUUGUCGAUAUAUUCCAAUUGGUGCUGCACCCUUAUUCUUAUGAAAAUAAUCUAAUUUAUAAUACAGCCACUACAUAAUAUGAAAGCAUAUAAUCAAAGCAUAGGUAUCGUCGCCUGACUAGAGCAACACCUGUUUCUUAAUUUUGCGUAGAGUAAUCAUGCUUUGAUUGUAGAAAAAAUUUGUCUCAACGAAAAUUUACCCGACUAAAAUGUUUUGUGAAGGGAAAAUUCUUAAAGCGUGAAUUGCCCGUCAUCCUGAUGAUCCUAUUAUAAUUGUAUUGGAUGUGCCGUGUCCUUUGAUAUUUAUGUGAUUUUAAUAAGAAGACUGAUGUCUAUAUCUCGAUAAAUUGUACAAUGAUUUGGAAUCUAUGAAUUGAAGUAGUAGUGCGAGAACCAAAUAGACCUUAUUCAAACUAAAUCUUAAUAUAUUGAUCUGAAUGCAGUAACUAUUGUUAUCAAACUCGUUGCCAUAGUAAUUUAAGAACUUUUUAUCAAAUGACCUACUUUACUCGGCACGAACUAACCUAUAAAAUGCACUAUAUGACUGAAUGUUAAUACAAUUAAUAAUGUAGUCACAAGUUGAGAACAUAAAUACUUUAACAUUUGUUGGUUUGAAAAAGUUAUAUUAUUUAAUUUCCGACCGAAAUCUACUGAUAUUUAUUUUACUUUAUUUGUUGAUUUUAAAUAUUACAAAAUUAAAAUCGGCGCUAAUAAUACGUGUAUAGAAGAACACUUGUAAGAUCCGAUUUUAUACCAUUUACAGUUAUUAUUAAGGUGACUUAUGUUUUAACUUGCGCGAUGUAGUAUAAUGGUUGUGUAUGUAACUAUUGUAAGCAUAACACAUUUAAAAUUAUGUCACAGUAUCCAUAUGCUUUUAUCAAUAUGUGGGUAUACUCAGAAGAUGAAAUUAUAAUAUGUAAAUAAUAUUAAUAAUCGCAUGGCGAUAAUAAAAGUAGUAAGAGUCAGUUAACAAUAUAUGUAUGUUUUUAAAUUUUUAUAGCUAGUCUUUUAUGUAUAUAUUUUGUGUCAAUCAAUUAUUAUGUUAAUUUAAUUAACUUCUAUUAAUUAUUAAAAUUAAAUUAUUUUUAAUUUUUUAUACAAUGUGUCUUGUAUGUAAAUGUAGUGUAAAUCGAGUUGCAAUAUAACGCAUAAUUACUAAUAUUAGUUUAUGUCAUUUGUUUUGGUGGGACCAUAAAAUUAGUGCCUUAGUAUUUUCUCAUUGUGUAUAUUGUAAUAUAAUUAUUUUAAUUAAAUAAUACCAGACACGAAACUGUUUUUUAUUUGUAACAAGUUUUAAAAAUAUGUUUAGAUUGCAUAAAAUUGUUAUUUAGGAUUUGGGAGGCAGACUAAUAAAACGAACAUAUCACAU